GGCAAACCCAUAUUCUGAUCAGUUAAUGCAGAAAUUUUGGCGUGCAUAAAUGAUUGGCAGACCGGGAAAAUGCAAAAAGACUGCUGUUAUUGAAUUGAACUUGCCCGCUUGAAUUUUCUUUUUUUUAAGAAAUGUCGAAUCGACAUUCUUAUGGACAUAUUCUUCUAGUUCGACGCCAGAGUUUCAUCCCUACAUAUUUUGAUCCAUGUGAAUUCCAAUUGGCGCAUAACAGAAGAGAUUGCGACUCCGACUUGCAGGAAACACCUGCUGUUGAAGAAAGCUCGCAGUACGAUGACUACGACACCGAAGAGACGCUACAAACACAGCUAACCGACUCACAGACCUCUCUCCACUCACUGCUGCAGUUUUUGGCCAGCUAUCACGCGAUUUAUGAAAACCAAACAACUCGAUUUCGUAGUUCUGCUCUAGCUAACCUUUUCUCGUGCAAUGUGAGUAAAAUGUCGCAUGAAAAUAAAUCGAAACUUGACUGUGAUGGUUACUUUGGUUGUCCAGAGGAAAAGCAAAUCUCCAAAGAAAGCGCUACUUUUCCAAGGAGACGUCGUCCGGUAUGCAUCAUACCGUGGAAGAAAAGACCAUCCAUCAUAAAAUCAAGCAAGAAAAACAAAUCCAGCACAAAACAACCAAAGCCGAAAUCAAAUCAAAGGCCCGAUAGUACUGAUGCAUAUUACGUGACCAAAGUAGAUUGCGUUACAUCGACCCUUGAGAGAACUAGGGUAUCUGGUAUAAAGCUAAGAAUUCGUCCCAAAGUACCUCCUCAGACACAAAGCACCAAGUCUCACCCAGCGAUGUUCUAUAGCUACUUUGUAUCGAAAGGCUGUCAAUAUCGCAAGGCUUGCGCUCCAAAGAGAAGAUCGUGUGACGGAUUCUUUGGAUGUCAUGAUGGUGAUGAUCAUUGUAAAGACAGCAAGGGAAAACGAAAAGGAAAAAAGAAAACCCACGCAAAUAAUUAAGUUAUACAAACUAAGUGAAGUUCCGCUUACAUUAUUAGGAUUUUUUAUAAUUUAUUGGUCUUUAUUGUGCUUUUGGUGUUUCGCCUGUUUAUGGAUUCGGGACCUAACUAUAGAACGAGUAGAUUUUCUCCCUUUGUAAGGUCAUUYGGAAAUUUAAAAAAACGGAAAGGAUUGGUUGGAAUUCCCAUCCAAGCGRCUGAAGUCUGGAUUUAAUGCCACAAGAUCCGGAAUCCAACCUAGUUUCCGGUGUUACCUUAUUAGCCUUAGGGUCGAGUAUUUACUAUUUGAAUAUAGGUGGUCAUUGGACGAAACAAGGGCUGCAGCAGCCAACAUUGAAAAAAUGGAAAUGUUUUAUGGAGUCUUAAUGUGCCAUAAGAAAAAUGAAGAUAAAAAUAGCUCGAAGUACUUUACAAUCAAAAAUUAAACAGGCGAAACACUUUAAAUACAUAUAAGAUCUUUUGAUUCGAAAUCAAUAGGCGAUUUGGUCAAUGGUUUUCCAAUUAAAUCUGUUUAUAUUCAUUUAGGCAUUUUUUUCAAUUCUUUAGUUAUAUGUUUUACUAUAUAUUGAAAUUUUACAUUUUUACUCUCUUUAUCAAAUUUUAGGCGAUAAAAAUAUUAA
This is a messenger RNA of Exaiptasia diaphana, 1590 nucleotides long. RefSeq lists its product as uncharacterized. The record is from RefSeq and is a predicted model, not a curated record. The coding region runs from base 132 to 971 and encodes 279 amino acids. Lineage: Eukaryota; Metazoa; Cnidaria; Anthozoa; Actiniaria; Aiptasiidae. The transcript is spliced from 3 exons.